ACAGAGGGCUAAAAGAUCGGCUCUCCUCGAGUUUUCUUUCCUCGGUGUUUGGGAGCUUAACUCCCGAGAGAGAGAGGGAGAGAGAGAGAGAGAGAGCUAGAGAGAAGGUGUCUGGCAGUUGUGUUGCCUAUGUAGAAGUCACUGAGUGUCUGUGUGUGUGAAUGUGUGUGUGUGCGAGAGAGCAAGAGCAAGAGAGUGUGUGUGUGACAUGACCGAGCAGCAGCUGGACUGAAGAUGGAUUUCCAGCACAGAGCAGCUCUGGACAUUUCCACCAGGAACCCUCAGGACGACUUUGAGAUCCUGCUGCGGGUCGGAGGAGGAACGUAUGGAGAAGUUUACAAGGCACGUAAUAAGCAGAAUGGAGAGCUGGCAGCCAUCAAAGUCAUCAAGAUGGAACCAGAGGACGACUUCUCUAUCAUCCAGCAGGAGAUCGUCAUCGUGAAGAGCUGCAAACAUCGAAAUAUAGUCGCAUAUUAUGGCAGCUACAUCCGAGCCAAUAAACUGUGGAUCUGUAUGGAGUUUUGUGGGGGAGGCUCCCUCCAGGACAUCUACCACGUGACCGGUCCUCUGUCUGAGCCGCAGAUAGCCUACGUCUGCAGGGAGAUGCUGCAGGGCCUGGACUACCUCCACGGACAGAAGAAAAUCCACAGAGACAUCAAGGGUGCCAACAUCCUCCUCAACAACCAGGGCGAGGUCAAGUUAGCCGACUUUGGGAUCUCAGCCCAGAUCACAGCCACUCUGGCCAGGAGGAUGUCCUUCAUCGGGACGCCAUAUUGGAUGGCACCAGAGGUGGCGGCAGUGGAGAUUAAAGGCGGGUAUAACGAGCUGUGUGACAUCUGGUCUGUGGGCAUCACAGCCAUAGAGCUGGCAGAGCUGCAGCCGCCACUUUUUGAUGUCCACCCUCUGCGCGUCCUGUUUCUCAUGUCCAAGAGCGGCUACCAGCCUCCAAAACUGAAGGAUAAGUCUAAAUGGUCGUCCAUGUUCUAUAACUUUGUGAAGUGCAUGUUGGUGAGGAACCCCAAGAAGAGACCCAGCGCCUCAAAGAUGCUCUCGCACAUGUUUGUGACGCAGCAGUGUCUGACCCAGGAGCUGACCCUGGACCUGCUGGAGAAGCUGCGACACCCUGAGAAACUGAAGGGCUGCCUGGUGUCCGAGGAGGAGGACAUGGAGCAGGCCGUCCCCGGAUCUUUACGGAGAAUCCAGUCGAUCAACAGACACAACCAGGCGGAGAGGACCAACUCUGACAUCAGCUUGGAGCAGAUCUACACUCGCAGGCCCGUCAAGAAAGAAUCUCCAGACGCAACGUUACGGCCGUCAUCAGGAUCAACCAGCAGCAACAAGAGUCCAAUGAGAGACCAAGACACAGACUCAGAUGAUGACUACGACGAUGUGGACAUCCCCACCAUCCAGGCCAGCAGCAGUCACACGAUACCAGCUGAUGAGAUCCCACCUCCUCUUCCUCCAAAGCCGAAGGCCCGUACGAGUUCAGAGGAGAGCAUGACGGGGGAGGACGACCGGAUGCGGAAGCCCUGCUCUCUGUACGCCCCCUCGCCUCUCAUCAGGACGUCCAGCGGCACACACACACGGCCCGUGUCACGGCCACGGUCCACCAGACACACACGCUCAGACCCUAUACCUGUCCCGGUCCAGCAGAUUGACACCCCAGCAGACCUCCUGCCUCCUGAACUUCCUCCCAAAGACCCGCGCAGGAGGCAGCAUCUAGAACACAAAAAGGAGCCUGCAGAGUGUAUGAGUCCCAUCCUGAAGAAGCCUCCUGCCUACUUCAAAAAGGUUUUCCACGGCUGUCCUCUCAAAGUCAACUGUUCCACAACCUGGGAAAACCCAGCCACCAAAGAGCAGCAUCUGAUCCUGGGAGCAGAGGAGGGAAUCUACACCCUCAACCUCAAUGGCUCCGAGGCCACCAUGGAGCUGCUCUAUCCAGGGAAGUGUACCUGGGUCUACACCAUUAGCAAUGUCCUCAUGUCUGUAUCAGGUAAAUCUUCCCAGCUUCACUCCCAUUUGCUGAAGGAGUUAUACGAACAGGCACGAAAAGACCACAGGAUGGUCGCCUUGCCAACGCACCGACUGUUACCUAGGAAAUAUGCAGUGACGUGUAAAAUACCAGACACCAAAGGCUGCAAGACCUGCUCAGCUGCGGGCAAACUGCAGCACGGCUGUGUGUUCCUGUGCUGUGCUCUGGAGUCGACGGUGGUGCUGCUGCAGUGGUACGAGCCCAUGCACAAGUUCAUGCUCAUCAAGCACUUCGACUUCCCGCUGCCCAGCGUGCUGCCCGUGUUUCAGAUGCUGGUGGUGCCGCAGCAGGACUACCCUCUGGUCUGUAUUGGGGUGUCCCGGGGCUCCAGCCCCAACCAGCCAAUCAUCAUGGAGAACAUCAACCUCAACUCUAACACUUCCUGGUUCACCAACACCGGCCUGGAGAAACGUAGUGCUGACACAGUGCAAGUGAACCAGCUGGACAGCAGCUCACUGCUCGUCCUCAUAGAGAAGUCAGUACAUGUAGUCGGCCUAGAGGGGGAGCUGAAGAGCAGCAGGACUGUGCCACAUGAAACCAGCUUCAAUUUUGAUGUGGAGGCUAUAGUGUAUUUUGAGGACACGCUGCUGGCAGUGUGGCGUCACGGCUGGCAGAGGAGAGGUGAAGGUUUCACUGAGGUGCUGGAGGAAGCCUCCGACCCCAGGAAGCUCUACAGACUGGUGGGCUCGGACAGGAUGGUUGUCUUGGAGACGCGGCAAGUCGACGACCAAUCGGGGAUGUGCAACCUGUAUGUGUUGGAAAUUGCUGAGAACUACGUCCUGUUGCCCUGACUGCCCCAGGCAGAGGGCAUCAUGGGAAACCCUCCUGUCCUCCUCUGACAGCCUCUGUUCAGGACUCGAGGCACUCGGGGAGAGGGAACGGACACGUUACACAUCAACAUUUGGGUCCAUUGUGAUCUGUCACAGUUAGCUGUGACAUAUUUGGAUGUGUCUUUGCCAAAGUGUUUUAUUUUCUAAUGUGUGGAGGCAAUAUAUUGUGGGGAAAUGGUGAUAGGAUGCUGCAUAUUCAUCAUCAUCAUCAUCAUCGUCAUUAUCAUAUUCAAGGGACUGUGUUGUGGCGCUCAUCCCUCAAUCUGGUGGGAGUCUGACGUUAUUCCAUCAUCAUUUCCAUUUGGUUUGUGAAACUGAGACAAUCUCCAUAAUGUGGGUUCACUGUGACAGCCCUACAUGGACUAUUAGGAAGGAAAACAGCUUUGUUUCCUCUGUCACAGCGCAGGGAGGAGCAGCAACAGCCUGCAAGGACUAAACUGUAUGUCCACUCACAUCUAUUCACUUUCACUCAUAUAAAAAGACUGCCUUUGUUCAGGCCGUGUGUUCUGUAUACUGGGUUUGUAUGUCAAUGUUGGAUCAAAUGCACU
This is a messenger RNA of Myripristis murdjan (pinecone soldierfish), 3410 nucleotides long. It is a transcript of the gene map4k1, whose product is annotated as mitogen-activated protein kinase kinase kinase kinase 1. The record is from RefSeq and is a predicted model, not a curated record. The transcript has 32 exons. Gene Ontology annotation, biological process: protein phosphorylation; intracellular signal transduction. Gene Ontology annotation, molecular function: MAP kinase kinase kinase kinase activity; ATP binding. Lineage: Eukaryota; Metazoa; Chordata; Actinopteri; Holocentriformes; Holocentridae. The coding region runs from base 235 to 2823 and encodes 862 amino acids. Gene Ontology annotation, cellular component: cytoplasm.